Messenger RNA from Ictidomys tridecemlineatus (thirteen-lined ground squirrel), 10727 nucleotides. It is a transcript of the gene Slc49a3, whose product is annotated as solute carrier family 49 member 3. NCBI's taxonomy places the organism in Eukaryota, Metazoa, Chordata, Mammalia, Rodentia, Sciuridae. Gene Ontology annotation, biological process: transmembrane transport. The record is from RefSeq and is a predicted model, not a curated record. Gene Ontology annotation, cellular component: membrane. Gene Ontology annotation, molecular function: transmembrane transporter activity.
CAUCAAACCUGUAAGUCAAUUUAAGGAGAACUGGCAUCUUUACUCUGCUGUUUCCCAAUCCAUGGACACAGUAUACCUCUCUGUUUAUUUGGUCUUUUUGAUUUCUUCUGUUAAUGUUGUAUCAUCAUUAGCAUUGAAGCACUACACUUGCUUUGCUAAGUUUAUAUCUGAGUAUUUAAUUUUCUUUGAAGUAACUAUAUAUGUUUCCUGCCUUUAAUUGUGUUUUUUCACAUGUGUUGGCACAGUUCAUAGAAAUACAGUUCAUUGUAGUGUGCUGAUCUUGUGUCCUGCAGCCUUGCUGAACGCACUGCUCACCCCAGACCCCUGAGGAUAUGGGAGGAGGAGUUGUCAGAGACUUGGAUAGGUGGAAAUAGCCACGUGGUCACCCUGUUUUAGGGUAACAGCUGAGACUUUACUAGGCCUGCAGCUGGUGAGGGGCAAAUCCUAUCUAGUCAUGUCCUCGACACUGAUACCUAUGCUGUCCCUCCCUAUCUGCCAGGAGUGGUAGGAAGACAUGGAAGUCCCCAGUCCCAAGCAGUACCAGGCCUUGGGGGAAGGCUGUGAGGGCCAGCUCCUCGAGGUUAGGGUUAGUGGAUGGAUGGGGUGGGGGCAAGUAAGGAAUGAGGAGAAGAGGACAGGGGAGAUGGAAGGGACAAAAGUUAGGUGAGGACAGUGGCAUUGAGCAGGAGGACCACAGGGCCCCUUCAGGGGUUUCAGAGAGUGGGCUGUCCUUUUGGAGGGCACUGGGGAGAGCCCCAUUUCUCCUUGGUUACUCAACAGUUCUUCACAAAAGAAACCCCAAAGUGUGUGACUCCAUCUAACGCACACACGACCCUGGUAAGAACACACAAGGGCUGGGACCACGCAACUGCUUGUUCAGAGAGGGAUGUGGGACAGGUGGUGAGUAAGAGAAGCAAUGAAUAGGCAGAAGGAAACUUGAAGGAAACAGGGACAGAGACAAUUUUAACUGAGUGUCACCUGCCUUUCCAGGCCGGUGCUUUGCAUGGCCUGUCACCCACAAGCUUCUAGAAAACCUGUGAAUCUACCUUGUCCCCUGUUAACUAGUCCACAAAUAAAUAUAUCAAGUAAAGAUAUAUAUAUGACAUUUAAAAAUCCCUAUAAUGUGGGGGGGCUUUCCAGCAACAAUUACUGAUCAGACAGAUAAUGGAGACCCCACCACCUGAGGACCUGGAGGAUGACCAGACCACCAUAAACCAUCUUGAGAUCCCCAGACUAAUGCCAACCCCACACCUCCUGUGCCCACCCCUCAUCAGACUUCUUUAUAAGAAGAGCCCAGACCAGGAACAGAGGCCUGUUCUCUCUGGAAUGUGUGCUCCUGCUUUCCUAACCCUAAUCCUGCUCCCUGAUAGACAGUGCUGUCAAUCUUAUCUGUCAUGCAUUUCAAGGACCCCACUUGUGCUGCCGGAAUUCCCCCUUCCCUGGGAAUUCUUCAGAUGAGAUCCCUCUUCCAGAGACAUCUCUUGUGACAGUGACACCUUCCAACCCUUAAGACAAAGAGCAGGAACAGCCUGCCCCCUACCACAGAGGCGAGCUUGAGGGACAGGAGGCCUCCUUGUCCACCUCAAUCUGGACAAGGAGACCCCACUCUACACGGGCCUGCCUGGCAGGGCCAGGAACCAGCCAGACACAGGCCCUCUGAGCCAGACUGGCCUCCCUCCUGCCUCCCACCCAUAGGCCUCGGUGGACACAAACAGAAACCUGCCCAGCUGCUGGGCCAGCUGACUCCCAGGGGAAGCAGCAGAAAACAUCCGGGUGGGAGGGCAGACUGCCUCCCCUAGGGGCUGGGCGGACGGGAUCUUGAGGCCAGGUCCUCCCCAGCUCCCACCCUUCCGGCUUCCCCUAGCGGGAGGUGUAAUGGCACUCCGGAUUCCAGGCUGUUUACAGACUGACACCAGUUUCCUCUUCCAGGCUGGCCUCUAGCCUCUCCCUGCCGCUUGUUUGGAUCUCAGUAGUUUGGGGACAAAGAGACUGCAGGUCCCCUUUCCUGCACCCACCCCCGCGAGCAUGUUCACGACGGGUCCUCACAAGCUGUGACCGGAUUGGCCACUACAAGAAGGGACUUAUUCCUGCCUCUGAGGCCCAGUUUCCAUCCCGGCUUCCGCACGAGACCCAAAGUGGGGACUGCAACUCCGCCCACUCGCCCCUCCCACACGACGCGACGCCCUAGCGGAUCCUUGGGGGCGGGGACUGACCCUAUUGCCCCGCCCAGUCCGGCGCCACCCGGCCCGCCUACGCGGGUGCCUUUAAGUCCUCUGGAGACCCUCGGCCGGCCGCGGCGAUGGCGGGGCCCGCGGGAGCAGUGCCGGAGGCUGCUGGGGGCGCACCGCGAAGCCCCCGCGCCUAUGCGCGCCGCUGGGUCUUCCUGCUGGUGGUCAGCUUGCUGAGCUGCUCCAACGCCACGCUCUGGCUCAGCUUCGCCCCAGUUGCAGACAUCAUUGCCCAGCACUUCCUUCUGUCCAUGGCACAGGUUGGCUGGCUCUCGCUGAUCUACCUGGUGGUGUCCAUCCCAUUUGGCAUUUUGGCCAUCUGGGUCCUAGACUCUGUGGGGCUCCGAGGGGCGACCAUCCUGGGUGCAUGGCUGAACUUUGCUGGGAGUAUGCUUCGCGCCCUUCCCUGUGUGGCUGCCUGGGUCCCCAACACAUUUGCCUUCUUCAUGGGUGGCCAGAGCCUCUGUGCCCUGGCCCAGAACUUGGUAAUCUUCUCUCCAGCCAAGCUGGCCGCCUUGUGGUUCCCAGAGCAUCAGCGAGCCACAGCCAACAUGAUUGCCACUAUGUCAAAUCCCCUGGGCAUCCUUGUGGCCAAUGUGCUGUCACCUGCCCUGGUCAAGAAGGGAGAGGACAUCCCUCUAAUGCUUGGAGUCUACACCAUCCCUGCAGGCCUGGCCUGCCUGCUGGCCACUGUCUGCCUCUGGGAGAGUGUACCCCCCACCCCACCCUCUGUGGGGGCCGCCAGCUCCACCUCAGAGAACUUCCUCCAGGGGCUCAAGCUGCUUCUGCAGAACAAGGCCUAUGUCAUCCUGGCUGUGUGCUUUGGGGGUGGCAUCGGGAUCUUCUCCAGCUUCUCAGCUCUCCUGGAGCAGAUCCUCUGUGCCAAUGGCUACUCCAACGGGUUCUCGGGCCUCUGCGGGGCUCUCUUCAUCGUGUUUGGGAUCCUGGGGGCACUGGUUCUUGGCCUGUAUGUGGAUCGGACCAAGCGCUUCACUGAGGCCACCAAGAUAGGUCUCUGCCUCGCCUCCAUGGCCUGUGUGGCCUUUGCCCUGGUGUCCCGACUGCAGGGGCAAGCCCUUGCAGUGGCUGCCACCUGCUCGCUGUUUGGGUUCUUCGGCUUCUCUGUGGCACCUGUGGCCAUGGAGCUGGCGGUGGAGUGUGCCUUUCCUGUGGGUGAGGGUGCAGCUGCAGGCCUGGUCUUUGUGCUGGGGCAGGCCCAGGGUGUGCUCAUCAUGGUGUUACUGACGGUGUUGACUGUGCGGCCCGAAGUUCCAUCCUCCUCCACCUGCCAGCAUGGUGAGGACCCGCUGGAUUGGACAGUGUCUCUGCUGCUGAUGGCCAGCUUGUGUACCCUCUUCACCUGUGUCUUGGUGCUCUUCUUCCACACCCCAUACCGGCGCCUGCAGGCUGAGUCUGCAGGACCCCCCUUGCCCUGGACAUGUGCCCCAGAGCUGAGGGCACCACCUGAGGCUCCUGGCUCAGCACCUCCAGCUCAGAGGCUGCAGGAACCUCCUGGCCCUGCCUCCUGCCUUCAGGAGCCCAAGGACUCGCUGAGACUGUGAGCAGGGAUGUCUCAUGAAGGGAGGUAGAGAGGCAAUCUCUGGUCACCGGGACUGUGACCACAGGCUCAGGGUUCUUGGCACACCCAGGCCAUGGCAGGAUUUGGCACUCUGGACCCUGUGCAGACUGUAUGGCUGAAGCAAGAAGAGCUGCUACUGUCUGGACACUGACCAGGGAAGACAGCCCAACACAGGGCAGUGUAGGUUGGUGAGGUGGCCUGGCACAACAGCAGGGGCUGAAGGGGAGCUGGGUAUGAGGGACCUGGAGUGGACAGGUGUGGGCACUUGCUAGAAGGAGCCAAUCCCUGAGCCUCUUCUUCUCUGCUCAGUACGGGGUGACCACACACUGAGGCUGGUGCUAAGACAGGUGGGCAGGGCUGCCAGCAGAGGGGCCCCAGGCCGAUGCAGAGACUCUUGGGCAGACACUGGCAGGCAGAAUGUGUGGGUCCACAUUUAUUGAACUGGACACAACCAGGGCUGAGUAGCCUCACUCCUCCUUCUCCUCCCCAUGGGUGAGCACGUAGCUUAGCGCCUUGUAAUCCAGGUUGCCUGCUGCGUCGAUGGAAGCAAACUCCAGCAUCUGGUCCACCUGAAUGAAGGCGAGUUGGUGGGUGGGGGGUCAGUCCUGGUGGAAUGGGUGGCGAGAGGUCCCCAGACCUCAGCCGCCUAGGUGCUCUGGAUUACAGGUGCUGAACUCCAGAGGCUCCUAGUGUUGCUUCUCUGCCAGGAAUGGGGAGGGAUCUGGGAGGGGCAAGCAGGGUGGGCACGGGGCCAGAAGGAGAAGCAGGUUACCGAGCUGGUCAGUGGUGCUUAGGGUGGCCACCUGGGCAAUGUGAAGAAUGGGGUGGAGUUCUGAAGUACAGGUGGGGGCUACCCUGUCCCCUUGGGCUAGGACAGUAAGUCUGUCCCCUCAGCUAGGUCAGACCACCAACUGGCCAGUGGCUUCCAGCCCUGACCUAGCCCAGGGCCACCCCACUCUCCCAGGAGCCCCUGCACCAGGGACUGUUCUUAGUCCUGCCCACCAUGCUCCUGCAGCCUGGGGGCUGCUGUCCCUCAGUGGCCCUCUGGGGCUGCAGGCCUACCUCAGUUGCAGUCAUCUUGUCAGCCUGGGACAUCAGCAGGCGCUUGAUGCUGAGAGCCAGGAGGAGCAGGGGAGUGGUUAGGCCCCCUGAGGAAGGGCUGGCAGCUCACACCAGGGCACCUCCAGCGCGGCUCAGAGUGUUGUGGGCUCAGUCCUUACCCCGCCUUCCCAGCACCUGGUGAUCACCCCAGCCCAUCCUGACCCCCGUUGGUCAUCCCCAGUCCUGAGGAGGUGUUUUAUGGGUCACAGUCAAGUGCUUGGGAGGGACACCAGGCUAUUCCCUCUCCCCAGCACCUGGAUGAGGUGGCCCUCCUGUAACAGGGUCUAAAGACAGUGACAGCUGGAGGGACCUGGUGGCCUAGUCAUGGAGACUGCCCCACUGGGUGGGACUGGACAUCCUGGGUCAUCCUGAAGGACUCCGCUCAGGCCACAGAAGGCCCCGAAGCUGGAGAGACCAGGAGAUGGGCUUGGGUGUGGGUGCUGCAGCCCCUUCUGCCAGCUGAGACCCUCCCUGCAGCUGCACUCACUACUCCUUGUGGAUGCUGCCUUUGCCGUCAGGAUCGAGCAUCUUGAAGGCAUUCAGGAUGGUCUCCUCAGUGUCUGUACCUGCAGCAAAGAGGCCACAGGGUCCCCUACUACCCCAGGGCUCUGAGUCCCUGCCCAGCAGCAUCACUGCCAGGAAGCCUUCCCACUCCUGAGCCCCAGGGAGCCUGCCCUGUUGUUCCCACCUGGGGGAACCAUUCUCAGAGGAGCCAGGGAUCUAGGAGUGAGGGACAGAGACCACUGGACAGCUGGGUAGAUGGGAGGUUUGGAACUCAAAUGGCUCUGGGUGGCUGACAGGAUCUCAGGGCAUGGGGAAAAUACAGGCUUCUAUGUGCAAUGGCUGGAUUUCUAAGCACUGGGAAUUAGCUAGGCACAUACACACAGCUGGCUGAUUGGCCUGAGGGCUGCCCAGGAGUGCUAUCCCUGAGAGGGACCAAAGAGCUUACUAGUCAGCUUCUCCCCAAACAGGUUCAGGAACAUGGUAAAGUUGAUGGGCCCUGAAGCCUCCCGGAGCAUGGCGUCCAGCUCAUCAUCCUUGACGUUGGUUUUGCCUGUUGCAAAACCAGAAGCAGGGUUUACCAGAGCAGGAACGUCACCCCCUGCCCCUCUGCCCUUGUUGACACUGGCUGCCCACUCCUGUUGUUCUCCAGGGUGACCCCAGAACAGUGCUGGGCUCUUGGGGAGAGUGCUCUCAGGCAGGUGUAUGGGGUACAGGCUGGGGCAGGUGAAUUCACCCCAAACCCUGAGCCUGGGACACAGCUGCUGAGGAGGAAAGCGGAGAUCAGAGGUGGUGAGAGGGGAGGCUGGGUUUGGGGACAGGGGAGGUGUCUUUUCUAUAUUUAGGCAUAAGGGGGGUUGAGAGGGGACUCUACCAUAAGAAGAAACCUGCCCACCUUCCCCAGCUCCUGGGGCAGGACCGGAAGCCUCAGGCCUGGCCUGAGGAAUUCCCCAUGGGGAAUUUUGGUGCAGAGGCUUUGUGCCCCUAGGUGGCCUUGGAGAGUGCUGGAAGAACUGGGUCCAGGGUGACAGCAUAGGCAGGCCCCACACCCUCUCCUAGCUCCCUAAGGCUGGGCUGAGGCAGGGUGGGCUAAGCCUGCAUAAGCUGUGGCUGUGGCAGCCCACUGGUGUUGUUCCCUCCUGGGAUCCCCUGCUCCAAGCCCAUCCCAAGUGGUCGUGUGUGGGCAGUGGGCCACUUGCUGGUCUGCCCUGGGCACCCUGUGCUGACCCUGAGCAAGCCAAGUGUGCAGGAUGUCACCAGCCUGUAGGGCUAGUGCCCUUGCUCCACUCGAGGAAGAGUGACGAUGUCCAGGUUGGAUGUCACGUGCUCGCCUUCUAGUGGCACUUACCCAGGGAGGCAUAGGUAUCCUUCAGGUCCUCCUUGUCAAUGAAGCCAUCUCGGUUCUGAUCCAUGAGUGUGAAUGCCUAGAACCCAGGCUGCUGGGAGCAUUGCUGGUAGCCCAGCUCUGCCUCCAUUCCUGUGCCUCUCCUGGCUCCUCACCCACACCAAGGCGAAAGGCAGCCACAGGCCUACAUGGGAUCUCCCCCACCCACUGGGUAAGGGGACUUGGGCAAAAGAGGACAGACCCACCUCCUUGAACUCCUGGAUCUGGGUCUGUUCAAAGUUGGAGAAGACAUUGGAGGAUGCCCUCUGGGCACGCAGGGCCCCGCCCUCCUUCUUCUUGGUCUUCCUGCUGGCCUGAGGCAGGAGCACCAAGACUUAGGGUCCUGGCCAGCUGGGGGAACCCCAGGACACCCCACGAUCCUGCUGAAGGUCCCUGGCCAGCUGGAACCCCAGGGCAUCCCAAGAUUCAGGAGGCUUAACACAGAGGAGAGGAUCAGGCAACAUGGUGGCCCCAAGCCCAGGUGUAUGGGGGAGGACAGGGACUCCUUAGGCCCUGGCACAGCACAGGGCUCAGACUACCUCACUGGGCUUGGCCUGGGGGCUCCAGAGCAAAUGGACUCCAGAGCAAAUGGACUCCUGUCCUGGGCACCAGGUCUCCGGUGGCCCAGACUCUCCCACAUGCUUCCCCGACUGUCACCAGGGUGGCUGUCCCUGGGUGGCCGAGGCACAUACUUCUCACACCCACACUGAGGUGCAUGUUCACAUGCUCUCACACACUCACAUGCACAUCACACUCGUGUGCACACACAAGCUCUCACAUCCCCUGCCCAGUUGUCUGCCUGCUCACCAUGCCUGGGUCCUCCCUGCCCAGGGCUCCAGUCCUGCCUGUCUUAAGCUUCUGCCUGGUCCCCCAGGACACUUCAGACUUCAGCUGCCACUCCCUACAAGGACAGGCUCAGGGCCACCCCAGGGGACUGGACAACUGCAGAGUGAGCCUGGGCAACCUGCCGGUGACUCAGACACCCCUCUGCCCCCAGGCACCAGGAGGCUUUGUUCUGCCUAGGAGGCUGUGUCUCCAGGCCACCUGCCAAGCUUUUGGCCAGGGUCUUGGUGUUGAGAGUCCUCUUAGGCACUGUGGGCCCUGCUGGGGCUGCAGGAACUGUAAGUGUCAAAGGAAAUUUGGCUUUUCCAGAUCUGUACAGAGGUACUACAAGGAGCCCAAACAUUGCUGAGCACUCAUUUUUAGUAUUUAUUUAUUUAUUGAUUGAUUUGUACUGGUGAUUGAACCCAGGGGUACUUUACCACUGAGCUAUAUCCCCAGCACUUUUUAUUUAGAGACAGGGUCUGCUAAGUUCCUGAGGCUGGCCUUGAAUUUAUGAUCUUCUACUUUAGCCUCCCAAGUUGCUGGGAUGACAGGUGUGUACCACCGGGCUCAGCCUGCUGAGCACUUUGAGUAUUAGAGCUCCCAAGCACCACCGUCCUCACCUCCCUGUCUCAUUGGUAUAUACCAGACAGUGGGGCCUAUGACCCUGGCCUGACCCUCUGACCUCAUGGUGGCAGCUCCUUAGUUUCUAUGGCAAGAGACUUGGAGAUGGCCAGGGAACCCAGAUGACCUGGUCUGGGUCACUCUUGGCUGCCAGGUCUCCCUCCUACUGCUUGACCCGAGUUCUGGGAAGGUACACAGCCUCAGUCACACAGCUCCCUUCCGGUGCUGCUACCUAAGACCCCCAGAGCCAAAGGGGUCUUCAGGUAGGACCCUGUGGAGGCAUCACCUUCUGGGAGGACCUGGGGGAGACUGCUAGAGGGAGCGUAUAAGACCAGGUAUAGGGGCUAAGGAUCCAGAGCCAGGGGCCCAUUUCCUGGGGCAAGGCUGGGUGUGGCCCUGCUAGGAGUCUUGACUUGGCUGCAGGAGGAGGAGCUCCAAAUGUGAGAAGGCUGCAGAUCUCCAGGGAGCAUCCUGGCCCAGUUGGGCUCUAGGACUGAGCCCUCCAGGACUGAGCUCAGCUCUAAAGAUAGUGACACAGACAGGGGUAUCAAGAUUCUGCACACAUCUGACCCUGACAGGUGCAGAGGCUUCCACUGGUAUUUCAAGACAAGAGAGACCCUCCUUCCCUCCCUUAGCCCCUCAAAGAGCCCUCCCUGAUCCAAGCCAGGUCUCCAGCAGUGCCCAUGGGUGGUCUUGCAUGCACCAAUGGGCAUGUAUGUGUUGUGCACUGACCCCCAAAGCUGCUGGUAUGUCCUGUCCCCUGUCGUCGCCUGGGCCCUAGAGACACUUAUUUUCAAUUUUGGAAGCUUCAGCUGCUGAGGAGUGCAGUUUAUUUUAAAAUCUGGUAAAGAGAAAGCCCACUCGGUCACUUGAGGUCAUUUGGCCAGUGGCUCAAGGGCAGGAAGGGGUGGGGGGCUCUGCAGGCUGAUGUCUGUGUGAGUGGAGAGCUCUGUUUUGUGCACUUGUGGAUUCCCCAAAAGCCAGAGGGCUGAGGAGGGCCAGGGUCUACAUCCACCCCGCAAGACUGGGCUCUAGCAGGAGUCCUCAGGGGCUCCAGGCUGGCCUCAUCCAGGGCAAGAGAAGAGCAGUUGGCCCUGCAGGAUUGGCCAAGGUGUUCCCAUCUCCAGCCCUGACUUCCCAGCUGGGGAGGCUGAGGGCUGGGACUCCAGAGCAAGCUGAAGAACGGGACAAGCUCAGCCAGGGCUCUUAGAGGGCCAAGGCAGUUGGGCUCUAGGUCCCCCUCCAGGACUGCUGAGCACCCAUGAGCCUUGAAAUUUUCGUUGCAUUUAUUCACUUUAGAUUCAGUUAUGUUGUCUUUAGAAACAGGAAUUCGAGGAAAAGUAAGGAAGGGUGGACUUCCGCAAUUCCCAGGGAGGGUGGGUAUGGACUUGGAUGGGACCCAACCCUUGGCCCUCAAGACUACCUGCCCAGUAAGGCAGGGUGGAGGAAGCACAGGUAGCUUCCAGGAGGCAUGAGGUAACUGCUGGGGUGAGGACAGCUGAUGGGGUGGUAGACCACCAGGCUACGGAUGGCCCCAUUUUGGGCAACCCCAGCCAGGACUGGCUCAGGUGUGGGGAACAAGUAGCCAUUCUGAGGUACAGAAGCAAGCAGAGAGACUGGAGAGGUGGCCUCAGGAGAGGUGCACCUAGGAGCUCACAGCUGCGAGUUCUGAAGGCUGGGUUGGGGACCUGGGGGGGGGCUUGCUCUGGGUAGCCUUCUCAUGAAAGUCCCAGUCCCUCCUGUUAUGGGAGUAAGGAGGGCAGGAGAGCUCAGGGUGAACAGCCUGGAGAUCACUGACGAGCUGCAGCCAUCGCCGCCCCGGAUCCCGCACGCCCGCGCUCUAGUCCUCCGACCCCUCGGGCACGCGCUCUAUACUGCUGGUUCGUGCCUGACCGCGCUUUUCAGGGCGCGCACGCGCACGCGGAGCGUGGGCUUCGGUUAGUUCUCCUCCAGGUCCAAACCCGGGCAGGCGGGGCGCGGACGCUCGGCCCGUACCCCCAGGGCCGGGUCGCUUGGUUCUCUCGCUCCCAGGGAAGGGACACAGUACGUGUGCCGUACCCUUCCCUCCUGGUCGCGCGCAACCUUUCCUUGUGCACGAGCGCGUCCCGUAACGUCACCCGCCGGGGAGGGCGCUCCGCUUCUUCCUACCGGCAGGGGGCGCCGCUCACGCUCCGGCGCAAGCGCCUGGCUGGCGCCCCACGGUCUUCCGGGCCCUCGCGGCAUUCACCUCCGUCUCGGCAGCGCUUCCGGUGCGAAGGUCAGGGACAAGAUGGUGCCGCCGGUCCAGGUCUCUCCGCUCAUCAAGGUUACCUAAAACCCCGGGCAGAAGAGGAGAGGAGGGUAGCCGCGGAGGAGAAGAAGAGGCAGGAUGAGCUGAAGCGGAUCGAGAGAGAACGGGCCGAAGCCCAAGAUGACAGCAUACUGAAGUGAAGCUCCCCAGCCUGCCUCUCCCCAGCCCAGCAGAUGAAUAAAGCUUCCUCCUGCGUGA